AUGACCGUCACUUACUCGAGCCAAGUGGCUAACGCCCGCUUAGGCUCCUUCUCCCGCCUGCUGCUGUGCUGGCGGGGCAGCAUCUACAAGCUGCUCUACGGCGAGUUCCUCAUCUUCCUGCUCAGCUACUACACCAUCCGCUGUAUUUAUAGGAUGGCCCUCACGGAGGAACAGCAGGUGAUGUUUGAGAAGCUGACUCUGUAUUGCGACAGCUACAUCCAGCUUAUCCCCAUUUCCUUCGUGCUGGGCUUCUACGUGACGCUGGUCGUGACCCGCUGGUGGAACCAGUACGAGAACCUGCCGUGGCCCGACCGUCUCAUGAACCUAGUGUCGGGCUGUGUGGAGGGCAAGGAUGAGCAAGGCCGCCUGCUGCGGCGCACGCUCAUGCGCUACGCCAACCUGGGCAGCGUGCUCAUCCUGCGCAGCGUCAGCGCGGCGGUCUACAAGCGCUUCCCCAGUUCCCAGCACCUAGUGAAAGCAGGCUUCAUGACCCCUGCGGAACACAAGCAUUUAGAAAAGCUGAGCUUGCCGCACAACACGUUCUGGGUGCCCUGGGUAUGGUUUGCCAACCUGUCGAUGAAAGCUUGGAUCGGAGGUCGAAUCCGGGACCCUGUCCUUCUCCAGAGCCUGCUGACAGAGAUGAACACUUUGCGCACGCAGUGUGGACAACUGUAUGCCUACGACUGGAUCAGUGUCCCGCUGGUGUACACGCAGGUGGUGACCGUGGCGGUGUACAGCUUUUUCCUGGCUUGCCUGAUUGGGCGGCAGUUUCUGAACCCAGCGAAGGCCUACCCUGGCCAUGAGCUGGACCUCGUUGUGCCUGUCUUCACAUUCCUGCAGUUCUUCUUCUAUGCUGGCUGGCUAAAGGUGGCAGAGCAGCUCAUCAACCCGUUUGGAGAAGAUGAUGAUGACUUUGAGACCAACUGGAUUGUCGACAGGAGCUUGCAGGUGUCCCUGUUGGCUGUGGACGAGAUGCACCAGGACCUGCCCCCAGUGGAGCAGGACAUGUACUGGAAUGACCCAGAACCACAACCCCCCUACACUGCUGCUUCUGUCCAGUCUCGCCGACCCUCCUUUUUUGGCUCCACCUUCAACAUCAGUCUGCAUAAGGAAGAGAUGAAGUUCCAGCCACAUCAGGAGGAGGAGGAGGAGGAGGAAGGUGCUCACAGUGGCAUCAUCAGCUGCUUUCUGGGGCUGCAGUCCCACGACCACCAGACCCCCAGGACAAGCUCAAAGACCAAACUACUAUUGCCCAAGAAAGAAGUCCUUCUCCAUGAGGGCCAGCCCGAGAACCUCAGGGGGGCCAGAAAGAGCUCUAGGGACCAGGAAGACAGCAAGGCCUGCAAGAUGAAGAGGGAGGAUGCCUUUAAGUCCGCUGCACUGGACGGGAGGUCAGGCUACCACAGUGCCCCACAGACACCUCUCAGCUCCAUCCCUAUGGUAUUCCCACCAGGACAAUCAGCAACCUCAAGUCUUCACAGAGUCUCAGGCAUAGACAGCACUGUCAAAGACCAAAGCCUGCAGUCUCUGACUCCUGGGACCAAGAAGAGCUUUGACUCGCUCCCAGAGUUUGCUAGGGCCUCAGUGGAGCACCUGGAAUUGUGUCACAUUAAGAGGAAAACUGUCGAGUUUGACCUGACUGACAUGUCAGAGGUCCCUGGAAGUCAUCACAGAGAACUACCUACACAAUCGACAAGCAACAUACACACUACGCUCAAAGAUCAUCAUGAUCCCUAUUGGGCCUUGGAAAACAGGGAUGAAGCACAUUCCUAG
Messenger RNA from Pteronotus mesoamericanus, 1773 nucleotides. RefSeq names its product bestrophin 1 (gene BEST1). Gene Ontology annotation, molecular function: chloride channel activity. The transcript has 10 exons. The record is from RefSeq and is a predicted model, not a curated record. NCBI's taxonomy places the organism in Eukaryota, Metazoa, Chordata, Mammalia, Chiroptera, Mormoopidae. The coding region runs from base 1 to 1773 and encodes 590 amino acids.